AGUAAUUUAAGAAAAUACAUAAUUAUUGAUUAGGGAGUAUGAUUUUGAGAAUUACUCUUUUAUUUAUUUCAUCAUAUGUCAGCCUAAAAAAUUUCCCAUUUAAAGUAGUCAAGGCCAUUUCUAUUCGCUCUCCAAUCGUUAUGGAUAAACACAGCAGCAGUGUGAGGUUGGCGGCGUCGCUACAAGCCGCGAGGCGGAGUUCCGGCAAGACAUACAAUCAGAUUGCGGCGGAAACCGGCUUGACAAACGUCUAUGUAGCUCAGCUUCUGAAGCGCCAGGCCCAGCUCAAACCGGAGACUGCCCCAAAGCUCCGGGCGGCGCUGCCGUUUCUGACCGAUGAACACCUUCAAGAAAUGAUGCUCCCUCCGAUGCGGUCCUAUGAUCCCACUAUAAUUCAAGACCCAUGUGUUUACAGAUUGAAUGAAGCUGCGAUGCAUUUUGGGGAGAGCAUUAAGGAAAUCAUUAAUGAGGAAUUUGGAGAUGGCAUCAUGUCAGCUAUAGACUUCUACUGCUCGGUUGACAAAGUAAAAGGCGUGGAUGGAAAAGAUCGUGUUGUUGUGACUUUCAAUGGGAAGUACUUGCCCUAUACCGAGCAGAAAUCAGAGCAUAUGAUGUCCAACCUGCAAGCAAGAGAAAAGUAGGCAAACAAGUAAAACCAGUGUUCAUUUCCAACUUCUGCUACCCCUUCCCAAAUGUGAUUUUCUUGUUCUCUAAGAAUUGCUGGUUUGUUUAUCAAUGUGUUGUAAGGUUAUGAAGAGCAAUAAGCACUCUACAACCAUCUCAAAGAAAUAUGAUAGAGAGCGGGAUGAUGUAGAGAAAUUGUAUACUCUUUGACAAUUACAACUCUUAGAUAGAAAGUGUGAGCGUGUAAUGCAUAUGACAACACAUUUCUUUAACAAUUUAAACACUAUAUGCCACUUCGGCGAUACAAUCAACUCCUUGGCAUGACAACCGUAAUGCAUGAUGGAUUCGAGUUCUUCUUGCACACUCAAACAAACUUGUAAGAUCUAUUGUCCUUUUCUUCAUCGUCAUCUUUCGAUGGUGUGCUUUUUAGAUCUACUGUCCUUUUCUUCUAUAUUUAACAAAUUUCUGAAAAUUAU
This is a messenger RNA of Cuscuta campestris, 1100 nucleotides long. The record is from the annotation of a GenBank genome assembly. Lineage: Eukaryota; Viridiplantae; Streptophyta; Magnoliopsida; Solanales; Convolvulaceae.